Molecule: messenger RNA, 1891 nt
Organism: Beta vulgaris subsp. vulgaris (sugar beet)
Lineage: Eukaryota; Viridiplantae; Streptophyta; Magnoliopsida; Caryophyllales; Amaranthaceae
Product: leucine-rich repeat extensin-like protein 3
Exons: 2
Coding region: 344-1633 (429 amino acids)
Source: RefSeq, a predicted model, not a curated record
UACUGAAGCACUGAACCCAUCUAAAUAAUUAACUUGGACCAUCUUUAUUGCCCAUAUGCUUUUUCAACUUUCUCCGUCCUUCCUCUCUAGGCACUUCUUCCAUCAAGUGCUUAACUCUCAAUUCUCAAAUCCUUCAUCAAUUCGUCCUAAAACUUUGCUGCAUGCAUGUUGGUGUAACUCUUCUCCACAAUUGACUCUUUUGUCUUACUAUACAAAUACAAUGCAUGUCCCAAAUCAAUUGUUCAACUAAUAAGAAACUUGUUACUUGAGAAUAGUAGAUCAGGAACAACCUCAGCUAACUGCAUCAUCAGUAAAACUUAAAGUUACUCCAAAAUUCGAAGAGAUGAAAGCAAACAUAGUAAUAACAAUCAUGCUAAUGUUGCUGUUAAUUGCCCAAGCAAUCACAGAAGCGAGAACUAUUCCAGAGCAAAAAUCAUCUAAAGAAAGCAAAAAAGAACUAGAAACUGAGAAGAAAAAAAGAAGCAAUAUUCGGAGGAAAAGAAGUGGAAGAGGAAAAAGUCGAGGUAGUUCAAGAAGAGGCCUCAAUUGUGACCCUUUAUAUGACUACUUGUUUGGUAUUUGUGGGCAAUGGCCUUUUCUUACUUCCCCUUCCCCUAAUAACCCUUUUCUCCUAACAACAUCACCACCCCUAUCACCACCACUUUCACCACCGUUUUCACCACCUCCUCCCCCUUUCAUCUUGCCUCCUCCAACGCCUCCCGCUCAACUUCUCUUCCCACCACCACCACUAUUAUUGCCGCCACCGCCACCAGUAAUACCUCCACCAUCACCAAUACCAAUACCACUACCGCCCCCCCUCUUACCGCCACCAUCUCCACCACUACCACCACCGGUCCCACUCUCACCUCCACCAUCUCCACCACUACCACCACCGGUCCCACUCUUACCUCCACCAUUAUCGCCACUGCCAUUAUCUCCACCACCAUUACCUAUCCCACCACCGCCGCUGGUUCUCACCCCUCCGCCACUCGAACUUUCACCACCUCCACCGUUAGUCUCAUCACCGCCACCAGUGUUUGUAUUUCCACCAUUCCCACCAUCAGUGUUCCCUUAUCCACCCCCUUCGUCUCCACCACCAGUAUUUGAGCUUCCACCAUCAACACCACCAGCUACUUCUCCGCCAUUGCCACCGUCUUCAGUCCCAUCUUCUCCGAUAGUCUUCGUAUUCCCUCCAUGGACACCACUCCAAACUCCGCCACCAUCGCCACUUCUCGGAGGCUUUAUCCAACCACCAGUAACAUGGUUACCAUGGCCACCAUUUCCAUGGGAAGCACCUCCGUCUGGAGGCAUUAUUGAUAAUACGCCACCAUUGGGAGAUACUAACCCCCCACCAGUAUCAUAUUCAUGGCCAUGGGAAGCACCUCCUACAGACAGUAGUACAUCGCCGCCGUUCGGUGGUAUUGAUCUACCUCCAAUAACAUGGCCAUGGCUAACACCUCCUAGUGGUGGUAGUCAUGAUGAUUUCGAUAUGCCUCGACCAUUCUUUGAUCCAUGGCUUUCUCCACCGUCCUCAUCACACGAUGACGAUUUUCCGCCGUUUUGGAUGGCUCCUAGUGAACCAGACCAGCUUUUUUCACCUCCUCUUGUUAGUCUUGUACCAGUACCACCCUAAUCAUGCAUCCUCUCAUCCUCAUUUUCAUUGUAAUUUUCUGAGGAUCGGACCAUGAGUUUAAUUAAGUAAAUAAGUGGCUGUCUCUUUGUAUAUGUGGUAUCACUAUAACAUCAGUUGUAGACUGUUGAAAGGUUGAUGGAGCAAGCAAAUGGAGACAGAUGGAGUACAUAAUAAAAUGUAACAUGAAAGGUUAACUGAUGAAGUUAUGAUCAUCCUAAACUAGAGAAAUAUAUCUUUGCUCGGAGUUUGAGUGGUGAA